CUUCUGAAAAAUGGGGGAGGAAGAAGGAAAGAGGAAAAGGAAUCCUUAUGAAGAUCUUGACCGUGAGGAGUUACUUGCAAAGUUGACUGAGCUGGAACACCAAAAUAAGCUGUUGAGGCAACAUCUUACAUCAGUUGAAAAGAAUAUGCAUACACAUUUAACACCAGAUAACUGGGAAAAUGAUAAAGGCAAGCCAAGUAAUUUGAAAAAGAAACGUAAAGGUUUCGAUUUUUCAAGAUACAAUGUUCGUCAUGUUGCUUUGAAGAUUGCCUAUCUUGGUUGGGAUUAUCAUGGUUUUGCUAGCCAAGAAAACAUUGAAAAUACAAUUGAGGCACAUCUCUUCAAUGCUUUGAAGAAAUCUUGUCUUAUUGAAGAACGAUCAACAUGUAACUACUCCAGGUGUGGUAGAACUGAUAAAGGUGUCAGUGCUUUUGCUCAGGUCAUAUCGCUUCACGUCCGCAGCAAUCUCGACGAAGGAAAGGGAAUUAUCGUUAGCAAAGAUCCAAAUUUCGAUGUCGAUGACGCUAAGCACUCUUUAAACAAAGAAGAAAUCAACUAUCUUUAUGUUUUGAAUAAACUUUUGCCAAAUGAGAUCAGAGUUAUCGGAUGGACACCCGUCUCUCUGGACUUUAAGGCUAGAUUUAGUUGUAUGCAUCGAAUGUACAAGUAUUACUUUCCCCGUGGCAAUCUUGAUCUAAAGCGAAUGAAUGAAGCAGGACAAAAAUUUGUUGGUGAACAUGAUUUCAGAAACUUUUGCAAGAUGGAUAUUGGUAACAACAUCUUGUCAUUUAAAAGAAAUAUUCUUUCUGUUGAGAUUGAACAGUUGACAGAAUUUGGACACAGUGAAUACGAAACGUGUACCGUGACUAUUAAAGGUAUGGCAUUCCUUUGGCAUCAAGUAAGGUGUAUUGUUGCCAUCUUGUUUCUCAUUGGUCAAAAACUUGAAGAAGCAGAGAUCAUUGAUCAUAUGUUGGAUAUAACAAAAUGUCCUCGUCGUCCUCAAUAUAACAUGGCUUCAGAGAUUCCACUGGUGUUGUAUCAUUGUGAAUACGAAUCUCUAACAUGGCAGUACGAUGAAGAUGAAAUGCAAAGAGUUUUCAACAACUUUCAAAAACUGUGGACCACUAGCAUUAUCAGGACCACUAUGAUACGAACUUUACUGGAUGAUCUAAAUUCAAAAAAAGAUGUCGAGACGAAAAAAACAUUUCGAGGAAUGUGUUUGAUCCCAGGUCAUCACGUUAAUUCCUACAAGAAGAUUUUGACACGAGCUUUGUGUGACAGUUUAGAGACAAAAUUAGAGAAUUUGGCUUCUAAACGGGACAGACGGAGGAAAAAGCUCAGCAAAGUGUAGCCUUCUCUAUAAUCGUGUGGUUUGGUGGCUUUUAGUGAUCUCGGGUCCUUGCACGGUUCAUGACCAGAACUAUAAUUGUUAAGAUAUUUAAUUUUUCAUGUAAACGAUUUCAACUGUAAAAUAAAUUCUAUUUUGUUUGUUA
Messenger RNA from Xenia sp. Carnegie-2017, 1493 nucleotides. Its product is annotated as tRNA pseudouridine(38/39) synthase-like. Bases 11 to 1351 code for a protein of 446 amino acids. Gene Ontology annotation, biological process: tRNA pseudouridine synthesis; mRNA pseudouridine synthesis. Gene Ontology annotation, molecular function: pseudouridine synthase activity; RNA binding. The record is from RefSeq and is a predicted model, not a curated record. Gene Ontology annotation, cellular component: cytoplasm; nucleus. The transcript has 15 exons. Lineage: Eukaryota; Metazoa; Cnidaria; Anthozoa; Malacalcyonacea; Xeniidae.